UAAUCAGCACAGACUACUUUCCGCGAAAAAUAUAGUAGGUCUCUCGCGUGCAGAGUCAGGCAGAGCCUGUUACCGCCGAAAAAUUGCCGAGAUGAUCCUCUCGAAACUGCUGGACACCCUUUCGCGUACCUGAAACUCGUUAUCAAAAGAUCCAAACGGCACAACCGCAGCGCUCGCUUUUUUUAGUCGUCGCGAGUGUCGUCUACUCCGCGCGACAGUCUACCAUGCGUCUCUCAGCCAACAUGGCCACCGGCAAGGGUCUCGCUGCUAUCCUUCGUCCGAGGAAUUUGAGCCUUAUAACUCGCGGUAAGCCUCAAAAUGGUCAGAAUCAAGCAUCGCCGAGAUGCUCCGACUGCCGGCGACACUAUGCCACGGGCCCGAUGCCUGUCGACUCCUGGAGCGGCAGUUUCAAGGUGCACAAGUAUACUGCUGCAGGUUCACUACAAAGCCAUAGGAAAUUUCACUUGACAAGUGAAACACUCGCAAAGAAGAGUUACUACGAAGUGUUAGGUAUCUCCAGAAACUCUUCAGCAAAGGAUAUUAAAAAAGCCUACUACCAGCUAGCCAAAAAAUACCAUCCCGACACAAACAAAGAUGAUCCAAAUGCCAGUAAAAAAUUUCAAGAAGUCUCAGAGGCUUAUGAAGUUCUCAGCGAUGAGACUAAAAGAAAAGAGUACGACACAUGGGGUGCCACAUCAGAACAAAUGGGAAUGGGAGGAGGUCCUCCACCAGGAGCUGGCAGAAAUCAUGAUACCAGAGACUUUAACUGGCAGUUCAAAUCAACUAUUAAUCCAGAAGAGUUAUUUAGAAAAAUAUUUGGAGAAGCUGGCUUUAAAAGUGGUGGAUUUUCUGAUUUUGAAGAUUAUGCAGACUCCAGAUAUGGCUUUGGAGCUGCCCAAGAGGUGAUAAUGAAUCUGACAUUUUCUCAAGCUGCUAGAGGAAUUAACAAAGACAUCAACAUUAAUGUAGUUGACACAUGUCCUAAGUGUCAGGGAAGUCGGUGUGAAUUAGGCUAUAAACCUAUAAAAUGUCAUUACUGUAAUGGCACUGGAAUGGAGACUAUUAGUACUGGACCAUUUGUCAUGCGCUCUACAUGUAGGCAAUGUCAUGGCACUAGAGUAUAUAUAAAGCAUCCUUGUGGAGAGUGUGAAGGAAAGGGACAAUGUGUGCAGCGCAAAAAAGUAACAGUACCGGUGCCGGCUGGCGUUGAGGAUGGCCAGACUGUACGAAUGGCUGUUGGCAACAAAGAGAUCUUCAUAACAUUCCGCGUGGAAAAGUCAAAGUACUUCCGUCGCGAUGGACCAGACAUUCACACGGAUGCGGACGUCAGCAUCUCGCAGGCUGUCCUCGGUGGUACCAUUCGAAUCGAAGGUGUUUACGAGGUUCUGACGGUACAGAUACGACCCGGUACCUCGUCGCACACGCUUAUACGAUUGAACGGCAAGGGACUGAAAAAGGUCAACACCGUCGGCUACGGCGAUCACUAUGUACAGAUCAAGAUCAAGACACCCACGUCACUGAAUGAGAAGCAACGGGCACUCAUACAGGCUUACGCGGAGUUGGAAAGUGACACGCCGGGAUCGAUACAUGGCAUCACCACGAAAAAGGAUGGCAUGUCGGAGAAAACUCAAGCGAGCGGAGAGAGUCAUACGAGUCAAGGCGAUGGGUUUCUUGAUAGGGUGAAGAGGGCGAUUUUUGGAUAGUCUGUUAUUAAUAGGUACAAAGCAAUGUUACACAGAGCCUUUUGAUCUGAUGGAAUCCAUUCGAGAAGCCUUAACUGAUCAAAAAAUUCAAACAAAGACGAAAUCCUCUACACCAAGUAAUCCAGCUGAUAAACCGCAGGACGUGUCCGACGAUGACGACCACGAUGAAAAGAGCGAACGACAAAAAAUGCCAUAAAUAUAUUCAUAAUCGACCCACAAACUGCUUGGGAACAGAAAAUAUCGAUAUUUGUGGAUGUUAGCGUGCGCAAAUGUCUGAUUGUUAUACAUACGUACAAGUAAUGAAAGCCUCCAAAGAUCUUAUUGUUAUUAUGUUGCCAAAUGAUUUUAUUUCUGGAAAGACGUAAUACCACUUUUAAUGAAUAAUCGAUGAGCAGCCAUUAUUUAUUACUAUUGAUCGACCGCUGUAACAAUUGUGGAAUUGUAAAUUGUAAAAUAAUCUUUCGAUCGUUGAAUAUUAAUAAGACGAUUUUUUCCAGUUUGUACACGCCAGAGUUUCAACGUAUUAAAAAAGCUCUAUUUUGAACCAAUCAACAAUAAAUUUAACUUCUUUUUGAGUUUUGAUUUAUGAUUCAGUAGACUGUCAAGCUUCAAGCUUUUUAAACGGCUGUUCCAUUUAAUCAGUUGAAUACAGAUGAUUCUCUUAUGUAUUACAAUAUCUUUAUUCAGGUGCUUUUAUGAUCAAAUAAUAAUUAAGAAGGUAAAAAAGGAGUAGACUGGGCAUCGCUUUUUUAUCUUCGUUUUUGCUUACUAAAUUGAAAAGAACACCUUUUUGUUAACAUCGUGUAUGUUGUAUACAACUUGUUCCCUAAAAACUCGUCAAGAAUCUUCGAUCCUUUAUUUCAAUGGUGGAAUGUGUUAUAUAUUUAGUUACAUAAAUCAUAGGCGUCAAACAUCUGUACAGUUAACUUUUUGUUAUAAAAAUCAUAGAAAAUAUGAUUUGAACGAAUAAAAUAUGUUAUUCAAUUA
Messenger RNA from Nasonia vitripennis (jewel wasp), 2690 nucleotides. Its product is annotated as protein tumorous imaginal discs, mitochondrial. Gene Ontology annotation, biological process: mitochondrion organization; protein folding; response to heat. The transcript has 6 exons. The record is from RefSeq and is a predicted model, not a curated record. Lineage: Eukaryota; Metazoa; Arthropoda; Insecta; Hymenoptera; Pteromalidae. Gene Ontology annotation, molecular function: heat shock protein binding; ATP binding. Gene Ontology annotation, cellular component: mitochondrion. The coding region runs from base 225 to 1703 and encodes 492 amino acids.